UGUGGUCACCACAUCUACGCCUCUAUUUAAGGAACGAAACAGGUGGACUUCAACAAAUCUGGCUGUCGCCUGAUGAAGCUAGUUGUAAUUACUGGCGAAACGUCGUACUCAGAUUGUAAAUGUUGUGGCUUGGCUCUCCAACACACCGGUGAUGCUGUACUAGUGACGAAUUGGCACGUUCUGUUUACGUGACUACCCUUACUAGUUGGCUGUGUCGGGUGGUGGCGGGUUUUAACGACACAUUUUUAUUUACGCGAUCUAACCCAAAACAACCUCUUAUGGAUGAUAAGUGUAUGUUAAUAGCUUCAAAAGUCAACGAGUCUUCACUCGUUCGCCAUCGUUGUCAACGCGUGCCUGGAAUCUUCUCCAGGUGGUCUCCUAAGCCCGGAGGCAGACUUCUUGUGGUAUUGUUGCAAAUUGUCAGAAGCGUUAACAUCUUUUUGAAGCACCCGAUAUUACAACAACAAAGAAUGAUACUCUUUGGUUCUUUCGGUAAAGUCACGUGAGUAUAAAAUAACAUCACUAGCCCCGGCCACUUCUUUAUGACCAUUGGGCUACACCCAUUUAAAACCUUUUAGAACAGUCUGCUUCAGCAACAGACCGUGCUUUCCCACCUGAUGACGGACGCUUGUGUUGCGCCCGAAAGGUGAUUUAUUUUAUUUUCUACCUACGUGACUUUACCGAAAAAAACAAAUGGUAUGGAUUCCUGCAGUCACGAAAGCUUCAAAUCAACAAAGAAUGAAUAUUCACCACUGGUGCAUCGUGCCAUCCCUCCUUUUUGCCACCCGCCAACGUUUCGCUGCUCUGCCCACGACAAGGUGUGAAAGUGUCUGUUUAAGUACAACAUCAGGAAUUGUCACUCGAUUAGCUUGGAAAUCUCUAAGGCGGCAGUGGAAGGCGUGCAUCACGUGUACGUGCCUACAAUGGAGCUGGCCACAACAGACGUGUGAAUGGGCACACAAUGUGUUCAUUCGGUCACCGUAAUGGUCGCAAUUUAAAGCUUCCAGAGAUAAUUGCUCAAUCAUCGCGGGCCGUUUACUGUGCGUGUUCGCGUGCAGCGCGUUCAAACAAAUUCCCUUUAUCGGGCUUCGCCGCAUUUUAUAUGCACGUUGUGACGGACAGCUAAACCUCACUCUACACAAUUCUAUUUACGAAAGCGAGCAUGUGUUUGUUGAGUAUUCGUGCAAUCUAAUUAGUGAAGAUCCCUUUAAUUUCAGGUGCUGUAUGCACGUAAAUAAAUGUCAUAAUCUCGAGAUGACAUAUUGGCUUUUAAUACGUUUCUCUGAAACAGCGUCAAUAAUAAUGUAUACAGGGAACUUGUGAUAGGUGUGCCUCUUGUGUUUCCAACUUGUCAUGAGUUGACUGGUCAUUGCUUGCCCAAUCUGCCACUUAUGGCAACAGACAAAGCCAAUCAACGACACUUACUGCAGAGUUCACGAGAUUCAUUUGAUGCUACUGUUGCGUCCACAUUUGAGACACGUUUUAUCAUGAUGAUUUUUUUUUUAUUACGAAUUUGUUUUACGCAAAUUCCCACGCGGUCUCGCGCAUGCCCCCGCCAGGGCUGCAUUUCUCGCUCAAUAUUUCCCAGGUCGCUGGUUGGACUGACGAUAGAAGGGGGCACGUGGUGUGGCAGCCACAGCGUUUGACGAGAGAGGGUUGGCUUCUCUGUUAACGGCAGUUGCUGAGCGCAAAGGGGCCCAGAACGCCACCGCGGCCAGCGACAAACAGCACUGUUGCAGGUGUGACAAAUAGGAGCUGAUGCGUCAUUCGUUGACUUGAGCGAGCCUAAAUUUCGAUUUAAAGCUUUCGUGACUGCAGGGAUUCAUCUUCUUGGUUCUUUCGGUAAAGUCACGUAGAAGGGAAAUAAUAAAAUAAUAAAAAUAAAACAUUAUAAAAUCAUUCUCACGACGUUUCGGCCACAACGCAAGCAGCCGUCCUCAGGUGAAGAACAGGUCUGAAACGAAACCCCUGGGUCCCCCCUGCCUGGAAUGAUUUGUGUCCUCCUGAGCGAGUCUCAACCAAAUGUGAGCAAAUACCUUGCUGGCGAAGCCUGAUUGCAAGAGGCUGGUCUCUGGUUUGACGGCGUUUUUAAUCACACGGAGUAGCAGUAAUAACAACAACUUGCUAUAGCGCGCCAUAACACGGGCCGAGUCUCGUUCGAAGGGCGCCGAACAGAACGACGUGAACAUGAAACAUUCGUCGCGAGUUCGUCACAAAGAGGCGGCUGCAUCGCUUGCGCGCUAGCGACGAGGCGAGUGGAGUUUUUUUUGGAGCGAGUGUUUGAAUGAGGUCAGGGACUCACCAACUCGGACUGCUCCACCCACGUGGGCUGUGGUCACCACUAAGUGGUGGUGACCACCACGGCGCUUGUGCCAGGCUAUGUGCACUUUAAGGCCGCGUAAAAGUGUCGAAGGCUCGCUGGCAGGUCACGGGACAGACCCAGGUGCCAUGGGUUGGCUGACCGAGAUGACUGGCCAGAUGCAGACCUGUGCCCCCUAAUUGAAAUCCCCACACAUGCACAUGGACGUUACACUGUGGUUUAGAUCACUACUAAACAGCGCAACAAACGGGACUUGAAGAGUUUCUGCUGUGUGCUAAGAGUGACCAACAUCCGUGGUGGUGCACAACUUACGUGCUCUUGAGAAGGGCCAUUACCCGAAACGUCGCCUAUUAUAGAUAUUUUUUCUUUUCUUUUUUAACAUGGCCACGUUGUUGUUCACGAAUGUGGUGGCCGGGUGGCUCGGAGAUUAGAGCCCAGAGCCCACUCCUUUUAGAUGCUGGGUUCGAAUUCUCGGUUGCAGCUGCCUGCGAUUUAAACAGCGUUCUCAAGCGCAGAGAGCCGACGGGGUCAGGCUUUACCACUCGUCACCGGAUGCAAACAAAGCAUAAUAAUUUGUCUAUAGAUUAAUGUUCAUCUGCAUUUGGCUAAACUCCAGCGUGAAGAAUUAAACUGUCAUCGCCACGAACAGUCUCUGCAAGCAGCGCAGAUUAAUUACGAGAUCACUGCUUCUCAGAAGCGUUUCUGUGACAUAAAACACACGGGGUGAUGCAGUGCUGGCUAUGAGAGACCCAAAUGGACAGUGUGUCUCGUGGCGUGGCACCCAUUGCACAAACAUUGGGCAGAGAACAACAGCAAUUGAAAUAAAUGCGUGUCUUUGGAUAAAAGGUAAUGGUGUACUUCUUGCAUCAGUGUUCGAGCUAGUGCAAGGUCUCUCUCUCUCUUCGGGCUGUUACCACGUGUUGUUGUUCGGCAUGAGGUCCCACGAUUCUCUCCGCAAGCUGGGAGAUGCAGUUCCUGAAGAAGCUUACAGGACAUGGAGCGAAACGUCAGACCUCAUCCCAAACAACACGCGAACGAGCUGCCGGACAGAAGAUCUCGUAGAGCCACUUCUGCACAGCACGCGGCGCGACGGACGACCUCGAAACACCGUCGGGGAAGAGCUGUCAACGCUGCGCUCUGGUGGGAGAAGCCUCGUGCUCACUGGUGGCAGUCUCUGUGAGUGUAGCCCGGCCCCGCGAUGCCUCCGUACGGACGCUGCAGGUGCGGCCCGUUCCCCCGGCUGGGGAUGUUGUACGCGUGGUGGAAGACGCCGACGCCCCGUGGCCCGCCCGGGGCCUCAGCCGUCCCGGCAGCGCGGGGGGCCGCACGGACGCGGCCGGCGCCUUCCAAGGGCACCUUCACCGACAGGUCCGGGGCCUGCAGGGAGCGGAGUGAGAGGGAACGCCGGGGUUGAGAUCACGACGAGGGACCGCACCCCGUGCUGUAGGAUGUGUUCGCGGGUUGUCCUGUGCGCCUCUCCGAUUCGUCGGGUGCCGCGGUGGCGAGAUGUUAACUCUCUCGCCUGGUGUACAGGAGGUCGUGGGUUUGAACUCAAUCCUGACGCCUGUAUGUUUGGAGUUUGCGUGUUCUCCCUGUGGUCACGUGGAUUUUUCUCCAGGUCCUUCGGUUUUUCCCUCCGCAUUUAGAAUCAAUAUCACGCGUUUAUAGCAUUUGGCUGCGAUACAUUUCCACGUGAUAAGCCACUUCGUUGAGCUAUCAUUUGGAUUACGUGGUGUGCCUUCUGCUCUCGUGGACAUUAAUUCCAGGUUGACGACCAAUACAGACCCGGCUGAAACUAAACCCCUGGGUCCCUGCCUGGUUGAAAUAACGAAUAGUUUCGUUGAAUUGUCGAGUUGUGAUCGCGUGGUUGUUCGGACAUCGUUUGCCGAGGAACCACGCACGUGGCACAGACCUGGAAGCACAUCGGAGAGCUGCGAGGAAUUGCCGUGUUGUUCCCAAAAAAUGUCAUCGCCGUUAUGCGACUGGUGUCGCGUGUGAGACAGCGAAAGGGGGCCGCCUUUUUCCCACAAAAAGUGUAUUGGAGUUGAGCUCUCGGGCGCCGCAUCGCGCGGUUGCUAUGAGCUGAAGUGGCCGCUAAGAUGGGUCUCGUAGCUCGGAGUGGCUGUGGAAAUGUCACAGCAUCACUGCUGAGAUUCCUUCCACCAGAGGGCACUUUUUCCCCAUGUGGCCUGUCACAGACGCCUCGCAGCAGUCCACAGUUAUUGUUUCAUAUUGUUAGGAACCACCUGGUUCCACCAGCCCA
Lethenteron reissneri (Far Eastern brook lamprey) is the source of this 4583-nucleotide messenger RNA. RefSeq lists its product as uncharacterized. The record is from RefSeq and is a predicted model, not a curated record. NCBI's taxonomy places the organism in Eukaryota, Metazoa, Chordata, Hyperoartia, Petromyzontiformes, Petromyzontidae.